Messenger RNA from Puccinia triticina, 1446 nucleotides. RefSeq lists its product as uncharacterized. The record is from RefSeq and is a predicted model, not a curated record. The coding region runs from base 1 to 1446 and encodes 481 amino acids. NCBI's taxonomy places the organism in Eukaryota, Fungi, Basidiomycota, Pucciniomycetes, Pucciniales, Pucciniaceae. The transcript has a single exon.
AUGGCUCUGAAAAUCCACUCUGGCAGAGGCAUUCAGCUGCUCAGUCUUCUCGUGGCGAUAUUCUUCCUCAGCGGGUGCGAGCCGAUGGAAGCACUAAACUCGGAAACACGCGGCGAGGGGGCCGAAGACUUGUUCGACCUCGGCCGUAUCAUCCCUGCCGCUGGUUCAUCGACGGCCGGGGCGGCUAGACAAGCUGAUCACUAUCAACCAUCCUCAGCCAAUCUUUUACACCCGGUCGGCCUUCCAGCCGGCCCUUCAGCUAGCCACGACUCCCCCCUAACAAACUGUCACCUUGCCGAAACUGCUACUGAAGAACGUCCCGCUGAGUCCCUAGCUCAUGGGCAGGGCAUGCCGCCGUCUGACCCCGGCGAUUUUUUUGGGACCGGGUUCCGGAACAUUCUGAACCUCGACGACCUUGUAGCGCGCCUGGCAGGCGGAACAGCAGGCUGGAAUGGCCUCGCGGCGGAAGGGGCUUCACAGGCACAUUCUGGUGUGCCGCAUGGACUGGAUAGCCAUAGUCAUACCAUCGCGGGCGCUGGUCAGUCAGACGCACCCGCCCUUUCAGAACAUAGCUUUCCGCCCUCUUCCGACAUAAACUCCGGAGCCGAUCAAAGACAUCAUCAUAAGCGGAAGCGUGUCGGACCCAGCUUGCUCAUCCCAAAUCCUUUGCCGCUCAAGCACAACUACCUCCUACCAGACUAUCAGUACCAUCCUGCCGAAACUGCUACUGAAGAACGUCCCGCUGAGUCCCUGGCUCAUGGGCAGGACAUGUCGUCUGACCCCGGCGAUUUUUUUGGAACCGGGUUCCGGGACAUUUGGAACCUCGACGACCUUGUAGAGCGCCUCGUAGGCGGAACACCAGGCUGGAAUGGCCUCGCGGCGGCAGGGGCUUCACAGGCACAUUCUGGUGUGCCACAUGUAUUGGAAAGUCAUACUCAUACCAUCGCGGGCGCUGGUCAGUCAUACGUACCCGCCGUCUCAGACCAUAGCUUCCUGCCCUCCUCGGACAUAACCUCCGCAGCCGAUGAAAGAGCUCCUCAUAAGCGGCAGCGCGUCGAACCCAGCUUACAACCCAGCCUACUCACCCCAUCUCCUUUGUCGGUCAAGCCACAGCACGACAGAAUCCGUUCGCACGUAUUAAAUCCUUUCCCGCUCGUUCGGAACUCCGUCAUCCAACGACCACAGCUCUCUGAACCGUUACCUCCAACGGGAAGACUAGUGAUUGAUUGGACACUCUUUGCCCCUGUUGAUCCAACAGAUCUCAUCCAACAGAAUGAGAUACAUAAGCUCCUGGGAGAGCUCGCAAAGAAGACCCUCAACCUCCGGCUCGUCAUCCCUCAGAAAGAAUUCAUCCAUACCCAUUCCAUGUACCUCCUGGGUCGCAAUGGCAGCGGCAAGGACCUUCGCAAGAUAAGGAAAAAAAAGAUUUUUAAACAAAAAGGAUGA